UCAAAGCAGCCCCAACCACAAAAUGCCUCCAAGAUCGGAAGUGUUCCCAGUGUCCUCUUUAAAAAUCACACCGCCCCCAAACCGGAGUCCGGCCCAAAACGGCGCUUUAUGGCUCAAAGACAAACAAAUCACCGAUGGGGCGGAGGGCCUUUGGCGCGUCCACGACGGCUUGUACGACCUUAGUACCUUCAUCCGGAGCCACCCCGGAGGCCCGGAAUGGCUCGAAUUGACCAAAGGCACUGAUAUUACCGAAGCCUUCGAAGUUCAUCACUUGAUGUCAACGCCCGAGAAAACUUUGAAGAAAUAUUUUGUUAGAAAUGCGAAAACGAAGCGUAAUUCGCCGUUUACGUUCAAGGAUGAUGGGUUUUAUCGGACUUUAAAACGCGAAGUUGCCUCAAUUGUCAAAACUUUGCCGAAACAACCGAUCAAUAAUUCGGCUACUUUUACGGAUUUUCUGCUAGCAGGGACUUUUAUGUUUGCGGUUUUGGCUAACACCUACUGGAAUUAUUACCUUGCGAUAAUUGCCGGAGUAUUUCUCGGGUGUUUGGUUAUUGCAGCACACAAUUAUUUCCACAAGAAGGAUAAUUUCAGAAUGCUCUAUUUCAACCUUUCUUUAAUGCAAACAAGAGAAUGGCGCAUCAGUCACGUGCUCAGCCACCACUUGCACACCAACACCAUCGACGACAUGGAAAUCACCAUGAACGAGCCCCUCCUCCCCUUCCUCCCCCACGAGAAGCCCCCUUUUAUCAAAUUCGGCUACUACUACCUCUUCUUCCCCAUUUACUGGCUCACUGCUUGGCACACAAACUUCCUCAAAAGGGUCUCCUACAUCAUCAAGGGUGACACCCACCUCAUCCAAUGGUACGAUUUCGUACCAUACACCCUCCCAUUGACCAUGUACCUAAUUAGUGGUCAGUCUUUUUUCGCGACCUUAUGGAUGUGGACAGUGAUUGUCGGAAUUGGAAGUUUCCACUUCUCGGCAGUGGGUCUCAACGCCGCCCAUCACCACCCAGAUAUCUUCCACGACGGGGAUGCCCCACGGUCCGACACCGACUACGAUUGGGGUUUGAGUCAAUUAGACGCGAUUAUGGACCGAAAUGAAAUCACAGGAUCACAUUUUUUGGUCCUUACGAAUUUCGGAGACCAUGCUUUGCACCACAUGUUCCCAACUCUAGAUCAUGGGACUUUAGAGUUGUUGUAUCCAGUUUUAAAAAAAGUUUGCAAGGAAUUCAACGUCGAUUUGAGGAUGACCUCGCAACUAGAAUUGAUCAAAGGGUCCUUCAUGCAAGUUAUGAGGACUGAACCCAACCCAAACCCCCCAGAUUUACUAAACAAAUACCAAACGAUAUGCAAUCAGUAAAACAAUCAUUUAAAAAAGUAAAAAUACAAAGUGCAAUAAUUACAACUGUUAUUUAAUAAAUAUUUAAAGUGAUUUGUACCAUAAUAAAACUAAAAAAUCUUA
This is a messenger RNA of Tribolium madens (black flour beetle), 1462 nucleotides long. Its product is annotated as cytochrome b5-related protein-like. Gene Ontology annotation, molecular function: heme binding. The coding region runs from base 23 to 1360 and encodes 445 amino acids. Gene Ontology annotation, cellular component: mitochondrion. Gene Ontology annotation, biological process: lipid metabolic process. NCBI's taxonomy places the organism in Eukaryota, Metazoa, Arthropoda, Insecta, Coleoptera, Tenebrionidae. The transcript has 4 exons. The record is from RefSeq and is a predicted model, not a curated record.